Messenger RNA from Sebastes umbrosus (honeycomb rockfish), 1337 nucleotides. Its product is annotated as myoblast determination protein 1 homolog. Gene Ontology annotation, molecular function: RNA polymerase II cis-regulatory region sequence-specific DNA binding; protein dimerization activity; DNA-binding transcription factor activity, RNA polymerase II-specific. Lineage: Eukaryota; Metazoa; Chordata; Actinopteri; Perciformes; Sebastidae. The record is from RefSeq and is a predicted model, not a curated record. The transcript has 3 exons. The coding region runs from base 208 to 1017 and encodes 269 amino acids. Gene Ontology annotation, biological process: regulation of transcription by RNA polymerase II; muscle organ development; positive regulation of myoblast differentiation.
UGUCCCUUUAAACACACUGAUCUCCUCAGCAGACACUUUCUACUUUAAUAUCAGCUGACUUUGACAGCAGACUUUUAAGAGACACCUUUCUUUUUCGUUUGCUUGUCCCUUUCUGUUGUAAAAGACACUUUGUGGAGACUUUUUCUUUGAUCUGAGGAACUUUUCCUCUUCUUCCUGUUGCUCUGAGGGAAUCUUCUGCAGAGGCUGAUGGAUCUGUCCGACCUUCCCUUCCCUCUCUCCUCUGCCGACGACCUCUACGAUGACCCCUGCUUCGGCACCAGCGACAUGAACUUCUUUGACGACCUGGACUCCCGGCUGAUGCACGCCAGCCUGCUGAAGUCAGAGGACCAUCUUCAUCACCAUCAUCACCACCACGUCCCCGUCUCAGAGGAGGAGGACGAGCAUGUGAGGGCCCCCGGGGGCCUCCACCAGACGGGGCACUGCUUGCUUUGGGCCUGCAAGGCCUGCAAGAGGAAAACAUCCCACGAGGACCGGAGGAAAGCAGCGACGAUGAGGGAAAGGCGGCGUCUCGGUAAGGUCAAUGACGCCUUUGAGACCCUGAAGCGCUGCACGGCGUCCAAUCCGAACCAGCGGCUGCCCAAAGUGGACAUCCUGCGCAACGCCAUCAGCUACAUCGAGUCCCUGCAGUUGCUGCUGAGGAGCGGCCGGGACGACGGCUUCUACCCACCGCUGGAGCACUACAGCGGGGAUUCGGACGCCUCCAGCCCCCACUCCAACUGCUCCGAUGGCAUGAUGGAUUUCAUCUCUCCGUGUUCCACCAGAAGUGAGAACAGUGAUGGUUCCUCCUGCAGCCACACAGAUGAUUCCAGCAGCAGUAAACCGUCACUCAUUUCCAGUUUGGACUGUUUGUCCAGCAUCGUAGAGCGGAUCAGCACAGAUCCAGCUGUGGCCCCUCCGGGUGACAGCGUAGUCCCCCGGGGCCCCGAAUCCCCUCAGAACAGCCCUGCGGGCUCCAGUUCCUUUGCUGAGCCCAACAGCAUCUACGAGCCGCUCUGAACCUGACGGAGCCGACGACUCCUAUUCCACAAAACGCCAAAAAACAACAACUUUAUUUUCCUGAAGUUUGAGUCCAGUUUUGAACAUUUGAAGACGGCUGGCACAUUUUCCUGACUGACUUCUGCUGCAGAUACAGUUUAUAACUGAGGACCAUUUUAUACAUCUGUAUAUAAGAGCUGCUUGUUCAUACCACACACACACACACACACACACACACACACACACACACACACUAAAGGAAUGCUGCGAUUGUUGUGUCAUAUGUUUCUAUAUAAUAUUUAUGAGUGAAUGACAUUUUAAUAAAGAAAUAUUUAUAUUCA